AUGACUGAUACAUCAAAUAUUUCUGACUUUAAAAGCUUAAUUAUGAAUUCCGUUAGCAGAUCAUUAAAUACUAUAUUCUUGAGCAAAGCUGCUUUCUGCUAAACCAAGCAAAAAUUAAAUCCCUUAGUUUUAUCUGGUGCUUCUGGAGCAGGAAAAGGAACACUUUAUGGGAUGCUUAAAAGUAGAAACCCUAAUUUAUUUGACUUAAGUGUUAGUUGCACCACUAGAAAACCCAGACCUGGUGAAGCUCAUGGAGUUCAUUAUUACUUCAUUAACCAUGAAGAAUUUUAAAAGGAAAUUGACUAAGAUAACUUUGCAGAACACUGUUUAGUACAUGGCAAUUUUUAUGGUACUUUACAAAAACAAGUUUUUUCAUUUAUGGAUAAAGGAAAAAUAUGUGUACUUGAUAUUGAUGUUUAAGGAGCUGAAAAAGUACACAAAAAAUUCCCUAGCUGGAAUUACGUAUUUAUCAAUGUACCAUCAUUGAAAAUCUUAGAAUAAAGAUUGAGAGGAAGAGGUACUGAAACUGAGCAAUAAAUUUAAACUAGAUUAACUAAUGCAGUAAAAGAAAUAGAUUCUAAAAAUAAACUAGGUUUCUAUCAUGAAAUUCUUAAUGACACAUAAGAUCAGGCAUAUAACGAUUUAACAACUUAUCUUAAAAAAUAAUAUCCUGGUGUUCCUAUAAACUGA
This is a messenger RNA of Tetrahymena thermophila SB210, 690 nucleotides long. Its product is annotated as guanylate kinase. Gene Ontology annotation, cellular component: cytosol. The transcript is spliced from 5 exons. Gene Ontology annotation, molecular function: GMP kinase activity. Gene Ontology annotation, biological process: purine nucleotide metabolic process. NCBI's taxonomy places the organism in Eukaryota, Ciliophora, Oligohymenophorea, Hymenostomatida, Tetrahymenidae. The record is from RefSeq and is a predicted model, not a curated record.